UAAAGAUAUUAUAUUCAUCAACUUAACUGAUGAAGAUUUAGUAUUUUCUGAAUAAGAUUUUAUUAUAUACAGUGGACAUGUAUUGCAAUGUAUAUCGCUGUGCGUUAUAUUGCUACACACCAUAUAUCGUUAUAUGACAUAUGUAUACUGCCACGCGUUAUAUCAUUACGCGUAUCACCAUGUAUUAUAUUGCUACCAGGUAUACCGCCGCGCAUCAUAUAUCGCCAUGUGCCAUAUAUUGGUAUGCGUACUAUCACGUCAUGUAUUAUAUCGUCAUGCGUUAUAUUAUGUGUCAUAUAUCGUCACAUGUAUCACAUAUCGCUAUAAGUUAUAUAUUAUAAUACCACUUGUUUACUCAUUUAAUUUGUGAUAGAUGUGUUUACUAAAUUAUUAUCAUCGAUUUCGGAGCAAUUGCGCGUAAAGUUGAUAGAGAGUAAUUUUCACGUCACAUCGUGGAAUAACACUUGACAGGGGGUUGAUUAGUAAAACAGAAAGUUAGAGCCGCUGUUGCGUGUUGGUAUCACGUUCCAUCCACGACGACGACGUGGUUCAGUAAGCGUCGUGACGCUCGAGGUGCACGUUGCAGUUCGCUCGUCCGCUUGUACUCGCGACGCUUUUGCACUUCGCGAAAACGUGUCUCCACAAACUCGUGAAUAAUACAUGUGUGAUUAACAUUGCGUGUUUUCAUUAAAUCCUCGUGGUCCUUGAAGAGAUCGCGGUACUUUUUUUUUAUCCUCCCUUUAACGUAGAAUAAUGGGGCUAAAUGGGUGCUGAUGGACAUUUUCGAGUGACCUUGUCCUUGAAGAAGGAACCGGCUGCCGGUCCAGUUUACUGCAAAAUGGAAACCUCGGCACGAUUUCGGCAACUGAAGACUGUUAAGCUCAGCUGCGAGGCUACCUAUCGGCUGGACAUCAGUUUCAAACCGCCCCAACUGCUGGAAUCCCUCAGCAUAGGAGGCAAACAAGUAGAGGCAGAAGAGCGAGCGAGGGAUGGAACUGCCUGUGCUUACAGCGCUUAUCACAGCACGAAGGGUAUACCCGCAAGUGCUCGCGGACACCGAGAAGAAUUACCUAUCACUAUGCGUGUACUCGGUUCCGGUUUCUUGACUACUUGUCUGCAAAUCAAAUAUUACCGCCAGGAUGAUCAAAGCCAUUGCGAAUGGGGCGCCAGACUGCAUUGCAUCGAAUUAGACUGUUCGAGUGUAGAAGGUAGAUUAGUUACCGUAGACCGGGAAACAUACAGGAAGUUAGGUAUAGAAUCUUAGCAAUCGGUAGGUGUUAACGUCAUGAAAGCCAUCACGUAAUGAAAUUUGCUAAUAUUCUUGUGCUUACUCGAGUAUGGUAAAUAUGUUACAUCAAUUGUGAUUGGCUGACAGAAGGAACCAAACAUUGUUAUCGAUUGAAAUCGAAAUCGCUUGUCGACCAAUAGGAAGAGAGCAUUGCUCAUAGCGGGCUUCUGGCUGAAAUUCAAACGGUACAUUCACAUAACUGUACCGUAUUUUUCGACGGUACUUUAAAGACGUCAAAGUUCUUUGCACGUGAAAUAAAAUGAUCGUUUUCGACUACUUUUGCUAGAUCGAUUAUUCUUUUUAUAAUAUUAGUCAUGUAACAAAAUAUCAGAUAACAAUUGAACCGUACGAAAAUAUUCUAGCGAUAUCUUUUGAUCCCUUAACGACUAGACAUGUAAUUAUCAAACGGUGGACCCGUUUUAUGAACGCAGUUAAAACACGAUUUCAUCCUCCUAUUUUUCUAUAUUGUGAAAUAUGUAUAUAUAUACAUAUAUCGACAGUGUAUUGUUGUAAAUUGUUAUAGAAUAUAGAUUUGCCGCAAUGACUACGCUAUACAUGAAAAUGAUAUUUUAGGACAACGUAUGAUACUGCUAAACUUUGUUUCUCAACAAAGUUAUAUGCGUUAAGGAAUCAACUAUGAAAAUAUUUACUCAGUACGUAAUAGAUAUAAAUAUAUCGAUAUCAUAAUAAUAUAAAAUUGAAAUAUUACACGAUAGCUUACCACCUGUUGUGUUUAAAUGAAUUUAAAGAUGACAGAUGUAAAGUUUCAUAAAACAGCAUCUAUUAUUUGUUGCAGGGAAAACUAUGUUCAAUAAAUCACGUAUUUUUGUUCAUUCUGCGCAUGUCAGCUCUGAUUGGUUGAAGCCGAAUGGUGCGAAAUUCAAAUUAGCCGAGUUGUGCGAAUUGAAUAUAGUUGACUGGGAAACGAAUAAUAAUUAUUAUCUAGAAUAUCACAGAUCUCACAUUUUAGGAAGAAAACAUUUCGUAUAUUGACCAAUAACGCAUUUUGCUUAUUAAUGACAAAACCAUACAAACUAAAUAAUAAGUAAUGGAAGAAACACUUGAAUAUUAAUUUGAAAGUAUAAUGUUGUACAAAAAAAAGAAAAUAAUUACUGCAUACUAACGUUACUGUAAUCUUUUUUGUAAAAAAGCUCGGUUCCAGAUUUGUAAGAAUAGCAAGCUUUUCUUUUUCUACCUAUGAUUUGUCAUAACGAUUUUGCGCACUUUAAUGUGCUUGGACACGAAACUUACAUAAAAUGGUAAAAUGGCGUGCUAUACGUAACACGCUAAAUUAUUAAAACUAUUGAUGCAGUGAUUACUGCCACAUUUUAUCAUUUAUUUAUUUGACAAAAACAAUCCAACAUAUUUAUGUUAAUAUCUAGCUAUCCUUA
Messenger RNA from Megachile rotundata (alfalfa leafcutting bee), 2679 nucleotides. Its product is annotated as CB1 cannabinoid receptor-interacting protein 1. Gene Ontology annotation, biological process: negative regulation of signaling receptor activity. Gene Ontology annotation, cellular component: plasma membrane. Lineage: Eukaryota; Metazoa; Arthropoda; Insecta; Hymenoptera; Megachilidae. Gene Ontology annotation, molecular function: type 1 cannabinoid receptor binding. The record is from RefSeq and is a predicted model, not a curated record.